Zophobas morio is the source of this 3029-nucleotide messenger RNA. RefSeq names its product coatomer subunit beta-like. The transcript has 24 exons. Gene Ontology annotation, molecular function: structural molecule activity. Gene Ontology annotation, biological process: endoplasmic reticulum to Golgi vesicle-mediated transport; intracellular protein transport; intra-Golgi vesicle-mediated transport. The record is from RefSeq and is a predicted model, not a curated record. The coding region runs from base 116 to 2959 and encodes 947 amino acids. Gene Ontology annotation, cellular component: COPI vesicle coat; cytoplasm. Lineage: Eukaryota; Metazoa; Arthropoda; Insecta; Coleoptera; Tenebrionidae.
GUGCUUUCCAAUUUUAAAACUCCUUUCCCCUUCUUAUCACUGCACAUUUUACAAAGAGCAAUCAUACAAUUUCAUAAUAAACUGCUUAUAACUGAAGGCCAUUCUAGUAUUAAUAAUGACUGUUGAAGAACCCUGCUACACUUUGAUAUCCUAUGAAGAUUGUGAAUUUACUUCAGAACAGCAACUUAAAGUUCAAAUAGAAAAAGGAGGGGACGCUGACAAGUUUAGGAGUCUAACAGAAAUAAUAAGAGGCCUAUUAGGGGGGAGUAAGUAUCCAUCUCUGCUUAUGCACGUAAUCCGUUUUAUUCUCCCUAGAAAAGAUAAAAAUCUAAAAAAGUUAUUGUUAAUUUACUUUGAAAUUGUUCCCAAACGCUCAGAUGAUGGAAAACUUCUUCCGCAAAUGAUACUCGUAUGCGAUGCCUUUCGCAAAGAACUUGAACAUCCUAACGAGUACAUACGUGGGGCCACUCUUCGGUUCCUUUGCAAAUUACGGGAACCGGAUUUGCUGGAGCCUUUGAUGACCGCCAUCUGCGAUAACUUGAAGCAUAAAAAUCCAUACGUUCGCCGAAACGCUGUACUCUGCAUCUACACAAUUUAUAAAAAGUUUCCGUCUCUGCUUCCGGAUGCACCUGAGAUUAUCCAAUCUUACUUGGAGCAAGAAAGUGAUAUGUCCUGUCGCAGGAACGCUUUCAUGAUGCUUACCUAUGCCGCUCCAGAACGCGCUUUAGAGUAUGUCACUUCCAGACUCCAUGAGAUUCAGAAGUUCGGCGACAUUUUGCAGUUGAUGUUUGUGGAGCUUGUUUACAAGGUCUGCAGGGGCUGUCCGGCCCGGCGAGUCAGCUUCAUUCGCCCUAUAUACCAGCUACUUAGUGCCUCCAGCCCGGCUGUAAAAUUUGAGGCCGGGAAGACGCUGCUUGUGCUCACGAGCGCGCCCACUGCCGUGACUGCCGUGGCCAAAACUCUCAUGGAGCUGAUAUAUCGAGAAAGUGACAACAAUGUCAAGCUGGUCGUCCUUAGUCGCCUUGAGGCUCUUAGGAGUCUGGCGGGGCACUCCAGCGUGUUUGAGGGCCAAAUCAUGGAUCUGCUCCGCUGUCUGUGCUCUUCUGACCUUGAUGUUCGACGAAAGGUUUUGGGUAUAGCCAGCCGCUGUAUUAUCUCCGAAAACAUCGUGGAGGUGGUCGCCUUUUUGCGAAAAGAACUGCUAAAGACUCAUGACGAAGUCGACUUUAGCGAUGAGUAUAGGCAAAGCCUGGUGCGGACUCUGCACGGAUGCGCCAUACGCUUUCCCUCAGUGGCUCCCCAGAUAGUCCCUCUCCUUCUGGACUUUUUAGGAGAAGCCAGUGCUUCUUCUCGGGAAGUGAUUUUCAGCGUAAGAGAGGCCAUCGUGUACUUCCCUGCUCUUAGGAAAAGUAUUAUUGAGAAGCUGCUAGACUCUUUUUACUACAUUAAAGAUCUCGAUGUCCUUCGAGCGACCCUGUGGAUAAUGGGAGAGUAUUGCGAAGAGAAAGAGACUGGUGAUAGAGUUUUUGACACCGUUUGCGACGCUAUUGGAGAAUUGCCUAUUGUCCCCCCAAAGCAGCAGCCUGCCGAGGAGGAGAGGAACGAAGGUGAAUUGGCCCACCGGCGAGUCGAGGCAGUUUCAAGCAAUGGAGUGAAACUCAACACAGAUGGAUCAUACGCAACGCAGAGCGCCUUUACAGCUUCUACUCCCGCCAGCGCUUCGCAGACGCUCACGAUAAAAUCGUUCACCCCGUUACGCGAUAUGCUCUAUGAGGGGGAGUAUCUAGUCGCGAUUGCCUUGGCUAGUACCCUAGUAAAGUUGGUGUUACGGAGGCGAGAGCUGGCCCCGAACGAUGCAGAAUGCAACAAACGCACUGCAAAGGCCAUACUAAUCAUGGCCGCCAUCCUCCGCUUGGGAACCUCUGGAAUGACCUCUCACGCUAUUGAUGGGGACUCUCACGACUGGCUUGUACUCUGUUUGCGGGUCCUUUCCGAACCGCAACCCAUCGCCGUUCGGGCAUUUUUGCACGAGUGCCAACUGGCUUGGAAUAACUUAUUAGAGGAUUUAAGGAAGGAGAGCAACAACGACUUUGAGAAGCAAACUCAACCCGUCCAUGCCGCGCAAGUUGACGAUGCCCUCGUUUUUCGCCAUUUGGGCACCGCCAGCGAGUUGGAAGAUGAGUUGGAGGCUUCCCUUUCCAUAGCCGUUGGAACAGGCGAGAUGCACGGGCUGAAAGCCGACUUUGAAAAGCCAGUGCAGCUCACUGGUUUGUCCGACCCCAUCUUUGCGGAGGCGCUUAUUACGAUCGAACAGUUCGAUCUUACGCUCCUUAUACUUGUCGUCAAUCAAACUCGAGACACACUCCACAAUCUCUGCCUCGAACUUUUCACAGUUGGCGCCUUGAAGGUGUCCGAGAGGCCUGAACAGUACACGUUAGCCCCCGAGGGUUUCAUUACCAUCAAAGUAGGCAUCAAGCUGUCUUCUUCUGACGGGGGACUCAUAUUUGGCCUCCUUGCGUACGAUGUCAGGUGCGGGACAACCACCACCUCCUGUGUGGUGCUGAGCGAUAUCUCUGUGGACGCCAUAGACUACAUCCAACCUUCUACGUGCACAGACGAGGAAUUUCGUCGCAUGUGGGCAGACUUUGAGUGGGAGAAUAAGCUGACGGUCAAGACGGAUAUUACGUCUCUAGAGGAGUAUGUCAGCCAUAUUGCUUCGUGCACCAACAUGAAUUGUUUAACUUUAAAGGGUUCACAAAAAGGCGAAAGCAACUUUUAUGCCUCCAUUCUUUACGCUCGUAGUAUUUUUGGGGAGGACGUACUUGCUAGCCUAUCACUCGAGAAAGACAACGACAACAAAAUUGCGGGACACAUUCGAGUUCGUGCUAAAACGCAAGGCAUGGCUUUGAGUUUGGGCGACAAAAUUGCACGGAGUCAACAUAAGAAGCGAUUACUUUAGCACUUUAGGAAUUUUUAUUGAAUAUGCUGCUGAGAAUAGGACUCUCGAUUCUCCUUUUUCUUUUUUUUUA